AUGAACGCAUUGAACACUGCCGUCAUUCUUUCCGCUGUCGUGGCCUGUGCCGUCGCUGGAGGACUCCUAGGUGGCUACGGCCUUGGUGGCGGCUAUGGUCUUGGCGGUUAUGGCCUUGGCGGCGGAUAUGGACUUGGCUACGGCGGCUAUGGCCUCGGAUACGGCGGAGGCUAUGGUGGAGGCUAUGGCGGAGGCUAUGGCGGAGGCUAUGGCGGAGGCUAUGGCUACGGCGGGGGUGCAGGCCUCGGUGGAGUAGGCAUCGGCAGCAGCGUCGCCCUUCUUAGCGGAGGACCUCCAUUUGCCAAGGCCGUGGCUGGACCAGCCUUUGUGGUUAGGACCAUUCACCACGUCAACAAAGUCAGCGGCGGAGGAGCCCUCCUCGCUCACUCUGGCCUCGGCGGUGGAUACGGAUACGGCGGUGGCUACGGAUAUGGUGGUGGCUACGGCGGCGGGUAUGGAUAUGGCCGCUACGGCUACAAAGGCUAAGUGUGAACAUUGCCUGUUUUAUACUGAUGUUUUCUUCAUUGAAGAGAGAAAAGCGGUUGGUAGCAGUGCCCACUACGGAAGCAUCUGCUGCUGCACGAGGAGUGCGCCAAGUAGCCUUCCAGUAGUGCAAGGUGCCAGAGCCUCAGUUUAGCCAAGGCCCGGCCUUUUCGUGCGCUUAAAUAUUCUCACA
Messenger RNA from Dermacentor silvarum, 676 nucleotides. RefSeq lists its product as uncharacterized. NCBI's taxonomy places the organism in Eukaryota, Metazoa, Arthropoda, Arachnida, Ixodida, Ixodidae. The record is from RefSeq and is a predicted model, not a curated record. Bases 1 to 486 code for a protein of 161 amino acids. The transcript has 2 exons.